ACCACACAAAGAAAGAACCAAAGCUCCACUUUCUUACCAUCCACUUUCGAACUCGAAGAUUUUGUUUUCUUUUCUUGGCAACAAACAUUGCCUAAACUGAAUUUCAAGUACAUUUUGGCCGAAGCAAUGGUUUCGAAAAUGGAAUACGACCCUAUCAAUCCAAUUCCACUGGAAGAAAAUGGAGGUCUGGAGAUGUAUUUGGAGGUCGAAAAAUUGUCUAUGGCGAGUGAGCGUUACGUCAAGAACACAGUCAGGGAGAUAUUGCGACAACGGGCUGUGAUGGUAGCCUCCAAGGCCAGUUCUCGAAAUACCCAACAUUUUCUUUCUUUAUAAUUGCUUAUCACUUAUGUUUCGAUUUUUUUUAUUUGGAAUGCUUUUAGUUAUAUUAUUGAUUGUUUUGUGUAAAAAAUGCAAAGAAAAUUUUAUUUAUAAUGGUCUUAUUCAUUUGAAAUUGAUCCAAUGCUGUAUAAAUGUUUAAUUUUGUAUAGAAAGAAUAAUUUGAUAGAAAACAAGAAUAUAAAAUAUCAAUAAAGAAAGAAAAUGCAAUACUUGGUUAUGCCCCCAACUCGAUCUUGUUACAAAUUUUAGUCUAACAGUGGAAAGAUUGAAACUUCAAUCAAGCAAGAAAAUGCCCACUUUAUCUUUAGAUGAAACAUUAUGAAUUAAUGGAUGCAUAAAGGCGCGCGCGCGCACACACACACACACGUCUUAUAGUUUCUGUUCAUUUAUUCACUACAGCUCUCUAAUUCAGGUUUGACAAUUUCUCUAUUCCUUGCAGUACUCCAGAUGUGAAAACUUUGAUCCAGUCAUACCCUUUCUUGCUAUGAAUUACUUCGAUCGUUACAUUUCGAGGACUGAUCCUUUAUGGGCUGUAAUGAUUACUAGUCAACGCAAUCUCGAACUCCUUUCUCUCUGUUGCCUUACACUUGCUUGGAAGAUGAGAGACCCCAAUUUCAUUCUUAGUGAAUAUCUGGAAGAAAAACCAGAAAUUAAUGUUAUAACAUCAGACGAAAUCCUGGCUAUGGAGCAUCACAUUCUCAUGGGAAUAAAUUGGCAUCUUCGUCCUGUAACAGCUUUAUGCUUUGUUCCCUACUUCGAACAGAAGUUACACUCUACCUAUGGCUUUCGACGUAGAACUAUUAAUCAGAUUAUUAUACAAUCACACCGCAGCAUCACAGUAACGCAUUUCAGGCCUUCAGUUAUUGCAGCAUCAGCCCUUCUUGCAGCUUCAUCGUUCCUCUAUCCCUUAAGAUUUUCAGGCUUUGUGAAUCAAAUUAUUUCAGAAAUUUUUUUCAGAGUGGAGGAUAUUGAAGAGUGCACCACUGCUAUGAUUGAUCUAUGCAAUGAACUGAAGCUAAUGAUUGAAAGUGCUGUCCCAGAGGGCCAGUUCCUUCCAAAAAAGAAGGUACGAGCUGGAAUAACAUCUCAAAAAUUCAUUGAAAUAGGUGAAAAGAAUGCUUCUGAAAAACUGAAACAAGUAGCUGCUGAACCUUCUCAAGAAGCUGGUUCUGGAAAAUCUACAUUGACUUGUGAAUUAUCUGAACAAGUGGCUGCUGAACCAUCUCAAGAAGCUGGUGUCGAAACAUCUAAAGGAACUUCUGAAUUAUCUGAACGAGGGGCUGCUGAACCGUCUCAAGAAGAUGGUGCCGGAAAAUCUAAAGGGACUUCUGAAUUAUCAGAACAAGGGGCUGCUGAACCAUCUCAAGAAGCUGGUGCCAGAAAAUAUAAAGAAGUGAGUUGUGAAUUACCUGAGCAAGUGGCUGCUGGAUCAUCUCAAGAAGAUGUUGCCGGAAAAUCUAAAGAAGUGACUUCUGAAUUACCUGAACAAGUGGCUGCUGAACCGUCUCUAGAAGCUGGUGCCGGAAAAUCUAAAAAAGUGACUUUUAAAUUACCUGAACAAGUGGCUGCUGAACCGUCUGAAGAUGCUGAUGCCAGAAAUUGUACAGAAGUGACUUGUGAAUUACCUGAGCAAGUGGCUGCUGAACCAUCUCAAGAAGAUGGUGCCGGAAAAUCUGAAGAAGUGACUUGUGAAUUACCUGAACAAGUGGCUGCCGAACCGUCUCAAGAAGCUGGUGCCGGUAACUCUAAAAAAGUAACUUUUAAAUUGCCUCAACAAGUGGCUGCUGAACCAUCUCAAGAAGCUGGCACUGGAAAAUCUACAGAUGUGACUUUUGAAUUACCCGAACAAGUGACUGCUGAACCAUCUCAGGAAGCUGUUGUCGGAAAAUCUAAAGAUGUGACUUUUGAAUUGCCAAAAGAAGUAGCUGCUGAAACUUCUGAUAUGCCUGAGCUAGAGGUUGCUCAAACUUCUGAGAAAUCUAAACUUGAGGCUUCUGAAACUUCUGAGAAGUUUAAACUUGAGGCUGCUGAAUCCUCACAGACUACUCCUGGAAAGUCUAAGCAGGAGGCUACUGAAGCUGCUGAAACUUCUGAGCAAACCGGUGCUGAAAUACCUGAGCAAGUUGCUUCUAAAAUGUCUGAGCAAGCUGGUGGUGAGACUGUUGCAAAAGGCAAACGUGAUGUUGUUGGAUCAUCAAACGAAAGAGUUGUGAAAAUAUCCGAACGAGUGGCUAUUGAAACAUCCCACAAAUGGUCUGCAGAAAAAUCUAUUGGAGUGGCAUCGAAUUAUGGUGAGACAAGCUCACAGAGACCAGGGAAAGAGAAGGUGAAAGAGGUAGAGAUGACGAUUUUUCCAAAUAUGAAAACAGAAAACUAUGAGAUGCAGUUUAACUUUCAACUUAGGUGGGGAACAGAAGAGAGCAUUGCUGGUAUGGAUGAUGAUUUUGUCAUAUUUUCCUCUUUGUUUGAUAUGUUGCCGCCUGCUCCUGUGGUGGAAGAACCUGAAAUGGAAGGUGAAGAAGUUCAGCCAAAUGGUCCACUUCAACAAUUUUGUGACUUUUGCUGCAAAUGCAGUUGCGAUUGCUGCAAGCUUUUGUAAUGUCCCUACAAGUACUAGAAUUUGUCAUAUAGAGAGAUAGUACAAGUGAAGAAGAGUAGUAACACGAAAUAAGUGAAAGUUCAGAAUCACAUUGUAGCUAUGGAUCAAAUUCAUUCAAGGAUC
Messenger RNA from Humulus lupulus (European hop), 3061 nucleotides. RefSeq lists its product as uncharacterized. Gene Ontology annotation, molecular function: cyclin-dependent protein serine/threonine kinase regulator activity. Bases 824 to 2938 code for a protein of 704 amino acids. The record is from RefSeq and is a predicted model, not a curated record. Lineage: Eukaryota; Viridiplantae; Streptophyta; Magnoliopsida; Rosales; Cannabaceae. Gene Ontology annotation, cellular component: cyclin-dependent protein kinase holoenzyme complex; cytoplasm; nucleus. Gene Ontology annotation, biological process: mitotic cell cycle phase transition; regulation of cyclin-dependent protein serine/threonine kinase activity. The transcript has 5 exons.